AUGACAACUACUCCCAUUGCAGCGGGGCCUCGUGGGAGUCUGUUAAAACCGAAGCAGCAGCAGCACCAGCAGCAGCGAAGCAGCAGCAGCAGCAGCAAAAGCAGAAGCAGCGGCCACAGCAGCCUCAUCGCCGCAGCAGCAAAAGGAGCGGCAGCAGCAGCACCACCAUCAUACUUACUAGCAGCAGCAGCAGCAGCACCACGACCGUUACCAGCAGCACAGCCAUUACCCGGCGCAGCAGCGAAACCACCAUCGCCCGCAGCAGCAGCACCACCUCCACCACCGCCACUCCCAGCAGCAGCAGCAGCAGCAGCAGCAGCAGCAGCAGCAGCAGCAGCGAUGUCUGGGGAGCUGCACCCGCACGACCAGCACGGCCGACAUGGGACGCACUGCAUUGUGCCCCACGGGGCGAAGGAAAGAGUCGGCUGGGCGUGCCGGUACCAACGCUUUGACCUUCCCAUCGGCAGCAACUCUUUCUCUUACGCCAUUUCUGACUUCGACAAAGUUUCUGUUGUGCAUGAGGCCAGGAGGGAGCAGCUUUUGAGCGACGUAAAUAUCACCGGCAUCCUCUGCUGCCCGGAGACCCCGCCGCAACCCCGGAGGAGCUCAGCGGCAGUUUCUUGGAUAGACUUUUUCUUGAAUGGCAAGAAACUGCCUCGGGCAUUUUCUGGCCUGAGCGAGGGCGACUACCACCCGGCCAUUUCCUUAUAUAUGGGGGCAAGGCUUAGAUUUAACCCAGGGCCAGAUUUCAAGUACCCUCCCCCUGAGUCUGAAGGGGCGCUGGGCGCUUGCUACAUGCAGCGGCCGUUUAUUCCGUAA
Molecule: messenger RNA, 819 nt
Organism: Eimeria necatrix
Lineage: Eukaryota; Apicomplexa; Conoidasida; Eucoccidiorida; Eimeriidae
Exons: 6
Coding region: 1-819 (272 amino acids)
Cellular component (GO): Set1C/COMPASS complex
Molecular function (GO): transcription cis-regulatory region binding
Source: RefSeq, a predicted model, not a curated record